CAAACACUAUUUUGAUAGCUUGCUUCUUUGUUUGCAAUUAGCUAGGUUGUAAGGCCAUGACUAGGAGGAAGGUUAAACUUGCCUUUAUCUCCAGUAAUUCGGCAAGGAAGGCAAGCUAUAACAAAAGAAAGAGGGGCAUCAUCAAGAAGGUGAGAGAACUCACCGUUCUUUGUGAUGUUCCGGGAUGUAUUAUAAUUUCAAAUCCUUUUAAUUCUGAUGAAACAGCGGUGUUUCCAGAUCGAGAGGGAGCUAUGCAGGUGAUUGAGAGAUAUCGUAAUACAGCUAUGAAGGACGAGUCAAAAAAUGUUAACCAACAGAGCUUCCUCUUGCAGAGGAUUACUAAAGGCAGAGAGAAACUUGAAAGGCUGAGACAUGACAAUCAUGAGAAGGAGACGGGCAUUCGUAUGCUUGACUGCAUUCAAAACAAUAAGUUGCCUGAUAAUUUAUCCAUUCCGGAUCUUCAUGAUUUGGAUAAGAUAGUUGAGAAAAAUCUGAAAGAGAUUGAGAACAAGCUUGUUCAGCUCAAUUUAUCUAAUAAUUAAUGUUGUCUUAAUGUUGUUAUGGUGAUUUUUAUGUUAUGUCUGUCGAAUUUUUAAUUUAUGUUUUGAAAAGCAUUGCUUUUGUCGUUAAGUUUAUCUGAAUAAAUCUCAUGGAUAUGAAUAAAAUUUGUUAUAA
Molecule: messenger RNA, 675 nt
Organism: Trifolium pratense (red clover)
Lineage: Eukaryota; Viridiplantae; Streptophyta; Magnoliopsida; Fabales; Fabaceae
Product: agamous-like MADS-box protein AGL80
Exons: 1
Coding region: 57-542 (161 amino acids)
Biological process (GO): positive regulation of transcription by RNA polymerase II
Molecular function (GO): RNA polymerase II cis-regulatory region sequence-specific DNA binding; protein dimerization activity; DNA-binding transcription factor activity, RNA polymerase II-specific
Source: RefSeq, a predicted model, not a curated record